ACCCUAAGAAAUCACACUCUUUUGCACAGUCUUAGGAAAAUACCCUGGGGUGUUCGGAUUCCAAGUAUCACCUGAGCACUCCUUUUGGAUCUCGGUUCCUUUUCUCGAACUUGAGAUCACACUUUGCCGCCGGAGAACAAACACACAAACACUAUCUCCGAAACUACUUAUCGAUACUAACGCCCUCCAUUGUUCAAACCUGUUUUGACGCCACCACAGUUUCGCACACGGCUCCUUGACGAAGACGUUUUUUCCUGAUCUGUGUCUCCAACUGAUAGAUCUUGGAGCCUACACGCUUUGUGCUUGUUAGAAAAAUUUUCCACACGGGAUACUUGACACUACACGACGGGUGCUGUCCUUCACUGGAUACAGUCUCGAACACGGUCCAUUUUAUCAGAACAAACGGUACCGCAAUAAACUUAGGUCAAAAUGGCGCCCAAGAAGAAGGGGAAUAAGAGACAGGAGGAGGACUGGGAGGCCGAGCUCGGAGAAUCAGUCCCUGCUGCGACCGAAACACCUGCUGAGGCAAAUGGCGAUGCUGCAGCUAACGGCGAUGACGAUCAGAUGGGAGGAGGUCUUUUGGCCGCUUUGAAAAAGAACCGAUCGAAGAAGGCUAAGAAGGGCAAGGCACUCGACAAUGAUUUCGUGGAAGGAGAGGACCCAACACAGGCGGACACAAACGGCGACGCUGCUGUUGAUCUCUCUAGUAAAGCUCCACAGGAGGCUACAUUCGAUGAUGAGGAUGAUGUUUUUACCGGAAAGCCUAAGAAGGGCAAAGCUGCACCAGCUCCUCCCAAACUCGAACCUGCUGAGGAAGCCGAAGAGGGUGGUAAAGUGAAGUCCAAAAAGGAGAAAGAAAAAGAGAAGAAAGAGCGUGAGAAGCAGAGGAAGAAGGAACAGGCCGCAAAGAAGAAAGCUGCUACACCCGCUGCCCCUGUUAAGGAAGAACCGGUUAAGGCGGCUCCCGAAGUCAAGGCAGAGCCUACCCCAGCCCCCGCUGCCAAGAUAGAACCUGCAGGCAAAAAGAAGAAGAUCCCCGCACACUUGGCCGCUAUCCAAAAACAACAAGAAGCGUUAAGGAAGGCACAGGAGGAAGAGGAGCGGCUAAGGGCCGAGGCCGAAGCUGCAGAGGCUGAACGUAUUCGAAAGCUCGAAGAGGAAGAGAAAAAGAAGGAGGAGGCCCGUCAACGUAAGAAGGAAAAGGAAAGGGAGAAGAAAGAGCAGCUGAGGAAAGAGGGCAAGCUUCUCACCAAGGCCCAGAAGGAGGCCAAGGAGCGCAAUGAGCUGCGUAUGAAACAGAUGUUGGCUGCCGGUGUAGGCCAUGUUGCCGGUCUCGAAGAAAGGGGCGAACCAUCCGAGAAGAAAAAGAUGGUUGUGACGAACCGUAAGAAGAAGGGACCGAAGAAGGACGAGGUAGAUCUGGAGGCUGCUGCCGCGGCCGCUAGAGCACAACGGGAAGCCGAGGAUGAAAAGCGCAGGAAGGAAGAAGAAGAUUUGGCCAAGGCUCAGGCGGCCAAAGAUGAAGCGGAUUUAGAGGAUGAUUGGGAGGCAGCUGCUAAAGCAGAGGUUGGGGAUGAUGUGAAAGACAGCUGGGAUGCGGAGUCAGACGAAGAACAGCAAGAUAACAAACAAGUUGACCAGGAGCAGAAAACUGCGAAACAGGCAAAUGGCACCGCAAAAAGCGAAGACUCAGAGUCAGAGGAGGAGACUUCAUCUGACGAAGAAGACGAAGAGGCUACCGCUGCCCAGAAAGCUAUCGCCCAGAGAAAAGCAGAGGCUGCAGAGCGACGCAAGAAACAACACGAAGAAGCUCUUGCUGCUCGAUCAAAGGACAACCUACGAUCUCCUAUUUGUUGUAUUUUGGGUCACGUCGAUACAGGAAAGACUAAGCUUUUGGAUAAGAUUCGACAGACCAAUGUCCAGGAAGGUGAAGCAGGAGGUAUCACUCAGCAAAUUGGUGCUACUUACUUCCCUGUUGAUGCUUUGAAGCAGAAGACUGCCGUCGUCAAUCGGGAUGGUUCAUUUGAAUUCAAGAUUCCUGGUCUUCUUAUUAUCGAUACCCCUGGUCACGAAUCCUUCUCUAACCUUCGUUCUCGAGGUUCAUCUCUUUGUAACAUUGCUAUCUUGGUUGUGGAUAUUAUGCACGGUCUGGAACCUCAAACUUUGGAAUCCAUGCGUCUCCUCCGAGACCGCAAAACGCCUUUCAUCGUGGCAUUGAACAAGAUUGAUCGUCUCUACGGAUGGAAAAAGAUUGAUAACAAUGGUUUCCAGGAGAGUUUGGCUAUGCAGAGCAAAGGUGUCAUCAAUGAAUUCAGGUCUCGUGUUGAACAGACCAAGCUUGCCUUUGCAGAACAGGGUUUCAACUCUGAGCUCUACUGGGAGAACAAGUCGAUGGCUCGCAACGUGUCUCUUGUACCAACUUCUGCGCACACUGGUGAAGGUAUUCCUGAUAUGUUGAAGCUUUUGACCACUCUCACCCAAGAACGUAUGACGAACUCCCUCAUGUACCUUUCCGAGGUCGAAUGUACAGUGCUUGAAGUCAAGGUCAUCGAGGGUCUGGGUACAACCAUCGACGUUGUCUUGUCCAACGGUAUCCUCCGGGAGGGCGAUCGCAUAGUGUUAUGUGGUCUGAACGGGCCUAUAGCAACAAAUAUUCGAGCGUUACUAACGCCAGCACCGCUUAAGGAACUUCGACUAAAGUCUCAAUACGUGCACAACAAGGAGGUCAAGGCAGCUCUUGGUGUCAAGAUCGCUGCCAACGACUUGGAACAUGCUAUUGCCGGUUCAAGGUUAAUGGUUGUCGGUCCCGAUGACGAUGAAGAGGACUUGGAAGAAGAGGUUAUGUCUGAUCUUGAGAACCUGCUCAGCAAGGUUUCCAAAGAUCAGCGUGGUGUUUCCGUACAGGCAUCUACUCUUGGAUCUCUUGAAGCCUUGCUUGAGUUCCUUAGGGUCUCUAAGAUUCCCGUCUCUAACAUUUCUAUUGGACCUGUAUUCAAGCGUGACGUGAUGCUGGCAGGUACGAUGUUAGAAAAGGGUCUCAAAGAGUAUGCAGUUAUGCUCUGUUUCGAUGUGAAGGUCGACAAAGAAGCUCAAGCGUACGCAGACGACGUCGGCGUCAAGAUCUUCACAGCAGAUAUUAUUUAUCAUCUGUUCGAUGACUUCACCAAGCACAUGGCAGAGCUGAACGAGCAGAGGAAAGAAGAAUCCAAGAUGCAUGCAGUAUUCCCUUGUGUUCUCAAGACCGUUGCUGUUUUCAACAAGAAAGAUCCCAUUGUCGUGGGUGUGGAUGUUGUUGAAGGUAGCCUGAGACUGUUGACACCUAUUGCAGUUGUGAAGCAGAACGCAGCUGGCCAGAAGGAAAUCAUUCAACUUGGAAGAGUGGCCUCAAUUGAGCGUGACCACAAAGCCAUCCAAGUCUGCAAACGUGGCCAACCAUCUGUAGCCGUCAAGAUUGACGGAGCCAAUCAACCCGCAUACGGCCGACAAUUGGAAGAAAGCGAUACACUCUAUUCUGAAAUCUCACGAAAGAGUAUUGAUACACUCAAGGAAUUCUAUAGGUCUGAUGUCACGAUGGAAGAGUGGGCCUUAAUCAAGAAGAUGAAGCCACUUUUUGAUAUUCCUUGAACAGAAUACGAUCAGAUGAGAUGACAAAUCAAAAAUGUGAAUUAAGGGGGAAAAGUCUUUACGCUUUUUUACACUUUUGUGAUGUGUAUGUAGUUGUGAUUGAUUCUGAUUAUAUAAUUUCUACUUCAUCCUAUCCUACUCUCUGCUUCCUAAAGGGAGACUAUCCAAGUCCUGAUAGACCUAAUCGUUACCUUCCCAUUUUUCCACUUUCCCUCCCUUAUUCGUCCAAUCCAACCAACUCCCACGAUAUACCCCCAACGUAUCAGGAUCAUACCCAGCCUGCACAGCCAACUGCGCCGCAGCCUGCGCUCUCACUCCAGCCUUGCAAUAGAAUAUAAUCUCCUUCUUCUCUUUACCCGCUGUCUCCGGCGAGGAAGAUUGCUCAAACCCCGGUUUGGUAUAUCCGAACCUCGUCUCGAAUUCCUCAGGGGGCAGGAAAUAGGCAUCUGGUUGAGAGGCUAAAGGCACCGAAACAGCACCUGGUAUGAUCCCCGUUGCGGCGAGUUCGGCAGGUUCGCGGACAUCGAUGAGGAUUAUGUUGGAGGGUGUUGAGGAUGGGGAUAGGGAGAGUUUU
This is a messenger RNA of Talaromyces stipitatus ATCC 10500, 4198 nucleotides long. Its product is annotated as mitochondrial translation initiation factor IF-2, putative. The transcript has 3 exons. NCBI's taxonomy places the organism in Eukaryota, Fungi, Ascomycota, Eurotiomycetes, Eurotiales, Trichocomaceae. The record is from RefSeq and is a predicted model, not a curated record. Bases 430 to 3624 code for a protein of 1064 amino acids. Gene Ontology annotation, molecular function: GTP binding; translation initiation factor activity; GTPase activity.